Coccomyxa subellipsoidea C-169 is the source of this 2598-nucleotide messenger RNA. RefSeq lists its product as hypothetical. The record is from RefSeq and is a predicted model, not a curated record. NCBI's taxonomy places the organism in Eukaryota, Viridiplantae, Chlorophyta, Trebouxiophyceae, Coccomyxaceae. Gene Ontology annotation, cellular component: nucleus. The transcript has 20 exons. Gene Ontology annotation, biological process: chiasma assembly; mismatch repair. Bases 1 to 2598 code for a protein of 865 amino acids. Gene Ontology annotation, molecular function: ATP binding; ATP-dependent DNA damage sensor activity; mismatched DNA binding.
AUGGCUGCCUUUCAUCAGUCAGGCAGCCUGGGGCUGGCCUGCUUUGACUCAAGCACCGCUGAGGUGCUUGUGAUGCAGACAAACGAGGAGAGCAGAGGCCCCUUUGCAUACCAGUCUUUGCAGCUUGCAAAGCUCCAGUUCAAUCCCGAGGUCAUUUACACAAGCGCCAAAGCAGACCAGGAGUUUCUGGAUGCCCUGAAACAGGGAAGUGGUGUGGAUGCAUCAGAUGGAGAGUUCGAGGUCCGGCUGGAGAAGAGCCGUCUGUUCCAUCCAAAUGAAGCCAUGGGUUACCUGCAGAUGCUGCAUGUGCGCGGGAUGAGGGAAGGGCUCUCAGUGCAGGAGAGAAUGCAUGUGCUCAACACCAUGAUGAGCCUGUCUGCCACACAGCAGGGUCUCCUGACUGCGCCAACAGACAUGGACAGCGAAAUGGAGUUUCAGUUUUCAGUCGAUCGCCUGGCUGAGUUUUUACUGCACGGCCAAUUGAUCGUGGAUCCUGCAUCCAUGCGCGCUCUGCAGAUUUUCCAGGAGGAACAGCACCCAUCUGCGAUGGGAGUUGGACAGUCCAAGGAGGGCUUCAGCAUUUUUGGCAUGCUCAACAAGUGUGUGUCCCCCAUGGGCAAGCGCCUGCUCAAGCUGUGGUUCUCUCGGCCCAUUGUCAAUCUGGCUGUGCUGCAAGACAGGCAGGACACAAUUGAGGCGCUCAUGCGAGCUCCAGACGUGAUGAAGUCACUGCGAGAUGUCCUGCGCAAGAUCAAGGAUGUGCCAAAGCUUCUGCAGAGGCUGCAGGCGAUGCAGAGCUUGCUGGAUGUGAGGGACUUCACGUGCAUGCUGGACAGCAUUUCCAGCCUGCUGCUGCUGCGCGACACACUGCUGUCUGCCGAUCUCGCGUGCAGUAGCAGCACCCGCCAUGCAGCCACUCCCGGGGGUGUCAACAGCGCUGAUGUGGCUGCUGGCCCUGGCUUCUCACACAGCUCCUGCUCUGUGGCCGACCAUCCAGGCCAAUCUGGCUACCCCCUGGGACCAACAUCAUACGAGCUGCGCAGCCCACAGCAGGUGCAGUCAGCGCCUGGAGUACCAGGCAGCACAGACUUCACCGCAGGCGGCGCCUCUACAGGCACCGCCCACAUAGCAGCAGCUUUGGGCAUUGUGCGCAAGGCCGCAGACUGUAUUGACAGCGCUCUGCUGACAUGCCACUCCAUGAUAGCUAACGUUAUAAACCCCGACCAGGAGGAGGCAAUGCUAAUAGCAGUAGGGGUCUCCGACAAAUUGGACGCCCUGAAGCACGCGUAUCAUGGCCUGCCGGACUUCCUGACUCGCGUGGUGGAGGCUGAGAUGGGUCGCAUCCCACGCCACCUCAGCGACGCCUUCAAGCAGCAGCUCUGGUCCAUCAUCUAUAUGCCACAGGUGGGCUUCUUGGUGCGCGUUGAGGGCAGGCGAAUGACAGCGGAUGUGGAAGAGUAUCUGCCAGACUACGAGUUUGCCUUUGAGGACGCCUCGGCUGAAGGCUCCGGAAUGUACUACCGCUGCGAGCGCACGCGCGACCUGCAGGCUGAGUUUGGCGACAUGCUGCACCGCAUCCACGACCUGGAGAACAGCAUAUGCUCGGAGCUGAUCCAGAGGCUGGCAGCGUUCGGCCCCAGCCUGAGCCGCGCUGUGGCCCUGGCUGCCGAGGUGGACUGCCUUCUCUCCCUGGCACAGUGCGCGCGCGACUUCGGCUACAGCCGCCCCCGGCUUACCCAGGACAACGUGCUGCACAUCAAGCAAGGGAGGCACCCUCUAGCAGAGCUUGUGGUGGACCGCUUCAUCCCAAAUGACACCGCCAUGCAUGCUGACUCAGCCAGAGUGCAGGUCAUCACAGGUCCAAAUUACUCGGGCAAGAGCUGCUACGCAAAACAGGUUGCGCUCAUUGUCUUCCUGGCGCACAUCGGGUCUUUUGUGCCGGCAGCGGAAGCAACGGUGGGCCUGACAGACAGGAUAUUCACUCGAAUUGUGACCACAGAAGCCCAGAGCGUACCUCAGAGUGCCUUCAUGAUCGACAUGAGCCAGGUCUCAAACAUGCUGCGCCAUGCCGGCCCCAGGUCGCUGUGCAUCAUAGAUGAGUUUGGGAAGGGAACGCUGGCUGCAGACGGCUUUGGCCUGCUGUGCGCUGUGCUGCGUCACUUUACAGCGCAGCGGCCGUCGCCGCGAGUCAUCGCUGUGACUCACUUCAUCGAGGUGCUGCAUGAGGCGUACCUCCGCAGGUCUCCUCAGCUGGCGUUCUUCACUAUGAACGUGCUGACAGAAGCUGACUCAUCCACCCCAGGCCAGGCGGACCGCGUCGUCUUUCUCUACACCCUCGUGCCAGGCUAUGCAGCGCCCAGCUUUGGCAUCCAUUGCGCACAGCUGGCAGGGGUCAGCCAGAACAUACUGCAGCGGGCCAAGCAGGUAUUGGAGCAUCGCAGCAAAGGCAGUGCCCUGGAGGGCAAGAAGAGCGAGAGACAGGCUGCUAUGGAAGCGCGCUACAAGCACUUGUUGGAGCGUCUGAUGGCCACAGACUUGAGGACCAAUAGUCAAGUGCAGCAGCUGCUUGACGACGCAGCGCAACCUGUUGCUGCAUAG